AANAUAAGAUGCUGCAUAUCUUGCAUUCUACCAUGUGGAGCUUUGGAUGUGAUCCGCAUAGUACACUCCAAUGGCUACGUCGAAGAAAUCAGCGGCUCAAUCAAAGCCUCCGACGUCAUGAAAGCCCAUCCCAAACAUGUCCUUAAGAAGCCCUCCUCUCCCUCCUCCUCCUCCUCCUCCGCCGCCUGCUCCGAUGACGCCUCCGCCCUCCCCAAGAUCGUCAUCGUCCCACCGGAAGCUGACCUCCAACGCGGUAAGAUUUAUUUCCUCAUGCCACUCCCUCCCAACCCUGACAAGCCUCGCUCCCGAUCCUCCUCCCGAAGAAAGAAGAGAGUUACCAAUAACAACAAUAAAAAUAAUCAUCACUCCGACCGAACACCCCCCGCCGCCGCCGCCGCCGCAUCGGCCACCGCCGAUCCCGACGACAACAACAACUCCAUUUCCAUGUCCAACCUCCUCGUUUCCGAUCAGUACCUCUCUGAAAUACUCUCCGAGAAAGCCUCCACCCACCGCGAACGGCGGCGCGGCCGUGUCGGCGUCUGGAGACCUCAUUUAGAAAGCAUUUGUGAGUCACCCAGCGAUGUCUAAUAACCGGCUACUCAGGUUGUGGGUCUUUUUCCUUUUUUUUUUUUUUCUUUUCUUAAACAUAAAACCAUAUAUAAAUAUAUAUCAUCAUAAUUAAAUUCCAUUUCUUCAAUAUCAUGAUCAUUCCUUUCCCCCCAAAGCCCCUUUCCAAUUUCACCAGAUUGAUUGCAGAGAGAAGGAUCUGAAAUUAAGAAUGUGGUAAAUUUAAUUUUUUACUAAUCUAUUUUUCUGGAAAUUUGUGGAU
Messenger RNA from Cucurbita pepo subsp. pepo (vegetable marrow), 829 nucleotides. RefSeq lists its product as uncharacterized. The record is from RefSeq and is a predicted model, not a curated record. NCBI's taxonomy places the organism in Eukaryota, Viridiplantae, Streptophyta, Magnoliopsida, Cucurbitales, Cucurbitaceae.